UUGUUCUGUCAUUGUCAUUUGUCAAUAAGUCUAAGCGAAAAUGUCUAAAAAUUCGAUGCGAUUUUAAAAAUUAGUUAAUGAUAUAUUGUAAAAUGUCUUUAUCGUUAUUAUUCACAAAUAACGAUUGAAAAUGAACUUACAAAUGUGAAGUUCAUUCCAUGCCUGUUAUUAACUACUAUGAUGUUGAUCUUAUUUGUUGUAAGUUAUUUGUCAUUGUUUUGUUGUGAAACAUACGCAUCUGAUGAAGUUAAAGGCGAUAAAAGUGUAAUAGUAGACUGCGGUACUUUACGUUUGGGACAGUAUAUUUGUCCUGACCCUAGUCUAAAUCAAAUAGACCCGGAUACUCAACAAUAUCGCGGCUGCACUAAAGGAAAGGAUAUUGCUUCAGAAGGAGAAGCAGAAGUACAAUGUAUAGCAGCAGAUGGAAUUAUUUGCAAUGAAACCAACAAUUCCACCUUAAGAAGGAAAUUACCCUGUAAAUGGACGAAUGGUUAUUCUCUAGAAAUAGCUUUAUUGCUAUCGGUAUUUCUAGGAAUGUUUGGAUUGGACAGAUUCUACCUUGGAUAUCCUGGUAUCGGCUUAGCUAAGUUGUGUACACUUGGUUUUAUGUUUCUUGGCCAGUUGCUAGACAUCAUACUUAUUGCAGCACAGGUUGUAGGACCAUCAGAUGGGUCAGCCUAUGUCAUUCCAUACUAUGGAGCUGGGGUAUCCGUUGUGAGGAGUGACAAUGAGACUUAUCUCCUGCCUCAAGCUGACUGGCACAACAUUACAUGACAAUGGGGUACCAUAUCCUUUGAAAUUGAUGAGGAUUAUGAAUGGACUUAACACAACUUUUGGAUUUCAUGGACGGAGUGAAAUGUUUCAUGAAAUUAUACAAACUGAAAUUAGUGUUUUAGAAAAUAAGCUCUCCAACAAUGUAUAUAUAAUGUUUAUUUGUAUAUAUGUAAAUAACAUAAUGAAUUCAUUAUGCCAGUUAUCGUAACCUGUAUAAAUGUAAAUAAAACUAUAAUAACAGUAUAA
This is a messenger RNA of Vanessa atalanta (red admiral), 1020 nucleotides long. RefSeq names its product TM2 domain-containing protein CG10795 (gene bisc). The transcript is spliced from 4 exons. The coding region runs from base 178 to 774 and encodes 198 amino acids. Lineage: Eukaryota; Metazoa; Arthropoda; Insecta; Lepidoptera; Nymphalidae. The record is from RefSeq and is a predicted model, not a curated record.